AUGUAAGCCUUAAAGACAGUUGUCAUAACAGGAGCUAACAAAGGUAUUGGCUUUGGCAUUCUUGAAAAUCUUAUUCAGAAGUAGUCAUACAAAGUUAUUAUGGCUUGUCGAUCUCUUGAUCUAGCUCAAAAGUCUAGAACCUAAUUGAUCGAAAAAUACAAUGUAUCCUUAUACUUUAAAUUAUUAUCAGCUUUCUCAAGAUAGAAUUGACAUUAUUGAAUUGGACAUUAGUAGUAGUGAUAGCAUUGAUAAAUUCAUUCAGGAAUUUACAACUAGAUUCCAUUAAGCUGAUAUCUUGAUCAACAAUGCUGCCGUAGCUGUCAAGUCAGAUGAUUUCAAUUUUGAAAUUGUGUAAUAUACCUUUACACCUAACUUCUAUGGCACAGGUAUAAAUUCUCACCUAUUAUACUCUAGUGGAAUUGACUGAAAAAUUCAUUCCUUUAUUGGUUUAAAAUGGAAAGAUCAUUACAAUUGGAUCAUCAGUUGGGAACACUAAAAUUUUGGAGUCUGAUGAUCUAGUCAAAAGAUUCAAGAAUCCAAACAUUACAAGAGACGAUGUUUUCAAGUUGGCUGAUGAAUUCUAAGAACAUGUUAAGAAUAGUAUAAAGAUUUGUUAUAUAUAGAUACAUAUGCACAGAAUGGUUGGCCAAGCUGGGGAUAUGGAAUUAGCAAAUUACUCAUUAAUACUUAUGUCAAGACUACAGCAUCAAAUGCUGAUGUUAAACAAAAAAAUUUAUAAGUUUACACAUGUUGUCCUGGAUGGGUGAAAACUGAUAUGGCGGCAGAGGGAGCAGUGCUGACAAUAGAACAAGGGGCUUUAACUCCUGUAUAUUUGGUAGAAUUACAAUUUGAGGUGAAUCCUGCCUAUCAAGGAUAAUUCUUUUAUCUUUAGAAGGUGUAGGAAUUGUGA
Molecule: messenger RNA, 910 nt
Organism: Paramecium octaurelia
Lineage: Eukaryota; Ciliophora; Oligohymenophorea; Peniculida; Parameciidae
Source: the annotation of a GenBank genome assembly